AUGGCUGCUGUAACCCGAUACUCCGGGAAAGUGGUGGUGGUGACUGGGGGUGGUCGUGGCAUCGGAGCUGGGAUCGUGAGAGCCUUUGUGCACAGUGGGGCUCAAGUGGUUUUCUGUGACAAGGAUGCGGCCAGGGGCCGGGCUCUGGAGCAGGAACUCGUGGGCACUGUCUUCGUCCCCUGUGACGUGACUCAGGAAGGAGACUUGCAGACUCUGAUUUCUGAGACCCUCUCUCGAUUUGGCCGCUUGGAUUGUGUGGUGAAUAAUGCCGGCUACCACCCACCCGCGCAGUGGCCUGAGGAGACUUCUGCCCAGGACUUUCGCCAGCUGCUGGAACUGAACCUACUGGGGACGUACACGUUGACCAAGCUUGCCCUCCCCCACCUGCGGAAAUGCAGAGGCAACAUCAUCAACAUCUCCAGCCUGGUUGGGACCAUCGGCCAGUCUCAGGCAGUUACCUACGUGGCCACCAAGCAGCCGUCAGUUACAACAGUCUUCAUUAAGGGGUGUGGCCUCAUCAGCCCCUCCCUGUCACCCUGGAAUGAUAACUGCUUCACCUUGUGCGAGUCUCCUGCGGGAAACCCUAGCUGA
This is a messenger RNA of Peromyscus californicus insignis, 591 nucleotides long. It is a transcript of the gene Hsd17b14, whose product is annotated as hydroxysteroid 17-beta dehydrogenase 14. Gene Ontology annotation, cellular component: cytosol. NCBI's taxonomy places the organism in Eukaryota, Metazoa, Chordata, Mammalia, Rodentia, Cricetidae. The transcript is spliced from 7 exons. Gene Ontology annotation, biological process: steroid catabolic process. The record is from RefSeq and is a predicted model, not a curated record. Gene Ontology annotation, molecular function: estradiol 17-beta-dehydrogenase [NAD(P)+] activity. The coding region runs from base 1 to 591 and encodes 196 amino acids.